GAAGACGGUUCGGCAACUAAACCUUAGCAUUCCGAGCGCUCCUCCCCCUCUCUCGGUUUGACUUGAUCCAGACUGAUCAGUCAACUUUGCAUGCGCCGUCGCAGGAAAUAGCCAGGCUGAGGGUCACCACUUUUUGUAAAUGUUCGCAAGAGCGCUCUCGGCGCGAGCUGGCUUAACAGCAUCAGCGUGUUGCCGGCCCUGCAGAGCCACCGUCAUGUCUCCUCUCAGAGCAAAGAUCAUGGACCAACAGCCGGGCCCAAGAUCACUUUCCUCGUUAUCCUCGUCCGCACCGAUUUGGCAACCGCAGCCAGGCGACGAGCCCGAAGAUGUCGUCUUCAACAGCAUAUACGGCCUCCGGACGAUCGAGCUGAACCGGCCGAAGAAACUCAACUCCCUCAACGGAUCCAUGAUUCGCAAAAUAGGACCUCGGCUCAUAGAAUGGCAAAAAUCAGACAUGGCCAAUGUUGUCGUCAUGAAGGGCGCAGGCAACGCCUUGUGCGCUGGAGGGGACGUGGCGGCUCUGGCACGAGCAAACAUGACGGGAGAAGAGGGCCAGAGGUCAUCGGAUGAAUAUUUUGCGCUCGAAUACAAGCUGGACCACCUCAUAGCGACCUACAAGAAGCCAUACAUUUCUUUCAUGGACGGUGUCACCAUGGGUGGUGGCGUUGGCCUGAGCAUUCACGCGCCGUUCAGGAUAGCGACGGAGCGCACCGUCUUCGCGAUGCCUGAGACCACGAUCGGCUUCUUCCCCGAUGUCGGCGCCUCAUUCUUCCUGCCACGGAUGCCUGGUGCAGUGGGCACCUACCUCGCGCUGACGAGCGAGCAGCUCAGGGGCGCGAAUGCGUUCUACGCGGGUGUCGCCACGCACUACAUGCACUCGACGACGCUUCCGAUGCUCGAGCAGCGGCUCGCGGAGCUCAGGUUUAGGGAUUUCGACAGCCUGGAGAAGCGGCUCUCGCUCAUCAAUGAAGCCAUCGACGAGUAUUCUACCGGAUUGCCACAUGACCAACCCAUAUUGCUGGGGGGUGAGCUGCGCAAGGCUAUCGACCGUUGCUUCUCGAAGCCCACGGUCAGCGAGAUCAUGAGCGCCUUGGAGGAGCAGCCAGAGGGACCGCUGAAGGACUGGGCGAACAAGACCAUCGCGACGUUGCUGGCGAGGUCACCGACAUCCAUCCAUGUGACACUGAAGCAGAUGCAGCAGGGCCGGGCGUGGAGCAUCGCCGACACGUUCAAGCGGGAGCACCAGAUCGCCGCCAAGUUCAUGCGGCACAACGACUUCACCGAGGGCGUAAGGGCACUGCUCCUCGACAAGACCAAGGAUCCCAAGUGGAAGCCUGCAAGCCUGGGUGACAUCCAGGACGAGGACAGCAUCGCGCAGCCGUUCUUCCAGAUCUCGCGCGACGUGGCGCCGCUGCAGCUGCUGACAGAUGACGACUACGCCGAAUACCCAUGGCGGAAAUUCGGCAUCGUAUCCGAGGACGACGUGAGGCGCUUCGCCAAGUCCAAGCACUACACACAGAAACAGAUCGUGAACGCCUUCUCUGCGCGGAUGAUUGGCAAGCAGGGCGUGCGUGAGAUUGUGAGCGAGAUUGUUGCGAGGAAAACAAAGGUGAUGCCGGGCAACAUUGCACAAUGGGUAGACAAAGAGGAGCUAGAGGAGGCUCCGGCGGCUGUUGUUGAGGAGAAGGCCGAUGUUGAGGAGAAGAACGAUAUUGAGGAGAAGACCGAUCCUCAGCUAUAGUGUGGAAGAGAGACUGGGCCUCGAUAGAUAGCAUGCAUGAGUGGUAAAUAUUUGGCGGGGGUGCAUGUUGUGUAAGACUCCAAAAAUAAAUACAAGUGCUGUGUUUGUGUA
Messenger RNA from Diaporthe batatas, 1852 nucleotides. RefSeq lists its product as uncharacterized. NCBI's taxonomy places the organism in Eukaryota, Fungi, Ascomycota, Sordariomycetes, Diaporthales, Diaporthaceae. The record is from RefSeq and is a predicted model, not a curated record. Gene Ontology annotation, cellular component: mitochondrion. Bases 140 to 1741 code for a protein of 533 amino acids. The transcript is spliced from 2 exons. Gene Ontology annotation, biological process: L-valine catabolic process. Gene Ontology annotation, molecular function: 3-hydroxyisobutyryl-CoA hydrolase activity.